AUGCCUGUUGUAAAAGUUGAAGCUUAUAGAGCCUUCAUGAAGCAUGUUAAAGCCCUACAAGUCAAUGUGCCAUUUGUAGAAACAAUGCUCAAAACACCCAAGUACUUCAACUUACUAAAAGGUCUCUUUGCUGCUAGGAAAGACUUGGCUGAAGUCGCGGAGAUAAUAUUGAGUGAGCUACCCGAAAAGAAGGGCGAUCCGAGGAGUAUCAUAAUUCCGUGCCAAUUUGGAAACGCAUUUGUCACUCAAGCAUUGACCGACUCAGGUGCAAGCAUCAAUCUGAUGCCUUUCUCUUUCUUUAAGAAGCUGAAUUUACUGGAGCCAAGGCCGGUAAACAUGAAGAUCCAUUUGGCAGACAAAACAACAAUUCAUCCACGAGGCGUUUGUGAGGAUCUUCUUAUUAAAGUCGACAAGUUCAUAUUUCCAGUAGACUUUGUGGUGCUUGACAUGGAAGAAGACCCCAAAAUUCCGAUUAUUUUGGGGAGGGUAGGUGACGAGUCCGCAAUAUUUAGAGCUGUACCAGAAGCCAAGCAAGAAGAAGAAGGGAAAGAAGAGAUCUCAUUUAUCGGUCUAGAUGAUGAGAUACUACAAAAGGAACUUGCACUUUUGCAAGAAUAA
This is a messenger RNA of Lactuca sativa (garden lettuce), 618 nucleotides long. RefSeq lists its product as uncharacterized. Lineage: Eukaryota; Viridiplantae; Streptophyta; Magnoliopsida; Asterales; Asteraceae. The record is from RefSeq and is a predicted model, not a curated record.